Molecule: messenger RNA, 6349 nt
Organism: Haemorhous mexicanus (house finch)
Lineage: Eukaryota; Metazoa; Chordata; Aves; Passeriformes; Fringillidae
Product: polyadenylate-binding protein-interacting protein 1-like
Exons: 11
Coding region: 120-1526 (468 amino acids)
Biological process (GO): regulation of translational initiation
Molecular function (GO): RNA binding; translation activator activity; protein binding
Source: RefSeq, a predicted model, not a curated record
GUGAGCCGGCCUGGGUUGCGACCAUCGUGGGGGUGAAACUGAAAGUGAAGUGCUCCGGCCGCGGGGAAGCGAGAUUGAGUCGCUGGCUCCUUCCCAUGAGCGCCUGAGUCACCCCGAGCAUGUCGGAUAGUUUCGACCGAGCUCCAGGUGCUGGCCGGGUCUGGGAUCGAGGUGGCGCUGCUCUCAGCGGCGCGGACGCGUCGGAGAGUGGUGGUGGGGCCUGUCCUGGGGGUAGUGGUUCCCACAGUACAGCCUCGGCCGAAAAGCAGCAUAAAACAGGCGGCCUCUUGCUGCAGCAGGAACCGUUGCGACCUCCGAAGACAGCGCCGCUGAGCACCGGAAACGCAGAACACCUGCAACAGGCAAGAAUUCCAUCUGGAUCACAAGGAAAAGUUUCAGUUCCUGAUUCUGGACCAGAAAUGGCUGAAUCUCAGGUGGCUGUGGCUCCUGUGGUAACAUCAAAGUUGUCUGUUAAAGCACCUGAGUUUUAUCCAUCAGGAUAUAACCAAAACUUUGCAGAUUCUUCCUUUGAAGAUGAAUAUGAUGGCUAUCUGACUUUGGCAGAGUAUGUACAAGACUUUCUAAAUCACCUUGCCGAGCAACCAGGUUGUUUUGAAACUGAAAUAGAGCACUUUGCUGAAACAGUGAAUGGCUGGGUCGCUGCAGAUGAAACUUUGCAAGAACUUGUUGAACUCAUAUAUCAACAGGCCACAUCUGUCCCAAAUUUUUCCUACAUGGGAGCACGGUUGUGUAACUAUCUAUCUCAUCAUCUAACCAUUAGUACACAAAGUGGGAGCUUUCGGCAGUUGUUACUUCAAAGGUGCCAAACAGAGUAUGAAAACAGAGAUGAAGCUGCCAAAGGAGAUGAGACUGCUCAAAAACAAUUUCAUGCCUUUGUGUUGUUCUUAGCCGAACUUUACCUUAAUCUAGAGAUUAAAGGAACAAAGGGACAGGUCACACGAGCAGAAAUUCUUCAAGAAGGCCUUCGGGAAUUACUAAAUGUGCUCUUCUCUAACCCUGUGGACAAUAAUUUGAUGUGUGCAGUGAAACUGCUGAAGUUGACAGGCUCAGUUUUAGAAGAUGCCUGGAAAGAAAAAGGAAAGAAUGAUAUGGAGGAAAUGAUUCAGAGAAUUGAAAAUGUUGUGUUGGAUGCAAACUGUAGCAGAGAUGUGAAACAUAUGCUUCUGAAAGUAGUGGAACUACGAUCAAGUAACUGGGGUAGAGAUCAUGAAACUUCUCCACAUACAAAAGCUACUCCUGAAAAUGACCCUAAUUAUUUUAUGAAUGAACCAACAUUUUACACUUCUGAUGGUGUUCCUUUCACUGCAGCAGAUCCGGAUUACCAAGAAAAAUACCAAGAACUGCUUGAAAGAGAGGAUUUGUUUCCAGACUAUGAAGAAAAUGGCAUGGCUUUAUCAGGACCUGGAGAUCAGUAUUUUCAUGAUCUUGAUAACAAGAUGGAUCCAGAAAUUGAAGAAGCAUAUGAAAAAUUCUGUCUAGAAUCAGAACAUAAGAGAAAACAGUGAGAUGUUACACAAUAACAUACGUUUAUUAAACCAGUUGUAGGUCUGGUUAGAGUACAGGGAGGCAAAAAACAUUUGUACCAAAAUGAGGAAGUUCACUUUCUAAAAGUACUCAAGCUACUCAAUUUCUAUUUUGUUAAACAGAAUCUUCCAAAAGUUGUAAACUUAUGCUCUGUAACUUAGUGUUGUGUAUAUAUCACAAUUUAUUUUAUGGACAGGUAUAUGAACAAUGUUUGGCUGCAAUAAAAUUGAUUUUAAAAGUAUCAUAACGGAAAUUAAAAUUUAAUGGGGACCUGUCCCAUAGGAUUACCUUUGGGGGGGAAAAAGAGGAAAAAUAAAUCAAUUUCAAUUUAAUUGCUUGCUUGGUUUAAUAUACACUAGGACAUAUCCUUUUUACCAUAUACUAGAUCUGGUAUUUAAUUUUUUUUUCUGACUAAAGAGCACAUGAUCAAUGACUUUUUUGGGACUUUUUUUCUGUAGAUCCCAAUCAUGAAAUCAUGAUAAGUGGUUUGUGAAGGGUUGUUUUUGUGGGGAGUUUUGGUUUUCUUUUUCCUUUUCCUUCCUCUUCCAAAACACAUAUAUGAAGUCUGGACUCUUUCCUAGAAUAAACAUGGUACAUGUUGAUAUGUGAAAAACCAAACAGUGUUUUGGAAAUCAUGUUCUUUCAAGACCUUUGGUUCAGGUAAGCUUAUUUUCAACUUUUACAAGCAAAAACUAUCCUGCAAUUUGCUGUGUUCUUCAAGACUACAUAAAUAUAUUUAUGUUUUAACCCAUGCUUCUCCAGGAGUAUGUGCAGUGCUUGGUAUAUUUUUUGAAACUAUCUAACAUGUCUAAUCUCUCAACAAUCCUUGUCACUUUCUCCAUUAUUCUAAUUAUUUUAUAUAGUUUAAUUUUGUAGUUUGAGUCAACUCAUAUUUCAUAAAUGUUGACAUUCUGAAGUCAACUGCUAGUUUUGUGAACCCAUAUAAUCAUGUUUGUCUUCCUAGGAUAUACCGUUGUAGUUGUUGCCAAAUUCAGUUGUAUUUCUUCCUAUUACCUGUUACUGGUUAGACUGAGUAGAACCCCUUAUGAAAAGCAAAUGGGAAAUAUUUCCCAAAAGGCAAUUGUAAAGAACAUGCAGUAUAAAUAUGCAUAUAAAUAAUUUUUUACUUAUUUGGUGAAAUGACUUGUGUAUCUGCUAAUACAGUGAGUACUGGGUGUUUAACAUACUCUUUUAAGUUGAGGUUUUAGAAAAAAAAAUUAACCAGCUUUGUUUCCUUUGGUAUAGCUUUCUCUAUCUUGUGUUUUUGCUUUAAAAUGCAAUUUUUUUUAUUUUUUUUUUUUUGCAUUGAAGUAUGCAUUUGUCCUGGUUACAGAGAGGAAGUGGAAUUUAGAGCCAUGUGGGCAUGGCUAAGUUGCUAUUCUCUAUCACCUACAUCAUUGCUGGGGAGUGUAGCUUUGGGGAGAAGAAAAAGUGAGCACACCCCUGGAAAUGGCACUGUCUCCCUCUUCAUUGGAAGGGGUUGCUGUAGUAUUGUUCACAAGGGUCCCAGGAUGAGGGAAGAGACAAGAAUGUUGACUCCAUGUAUCAGAGGGCUGAUUUAUUAUUUUAUGAUAUAUUAAAAGAAAAAGAUAUAUUAAAGCUAUACUAAAGAGUAGAGGAAAGGAUUUCAUCAGAAGGCUGGCAAGGAAUAGAAAGAAAUGGAAUGAUAAAAUCUUGUGACUGACUGAGACAGUCUGGACAGCUGGACUGUGAUUGGCCUUUAUUCCAAACAACCACGAGACCAAUCACAGAUCCACCUGUUGCAUUCCACAGCAGCAGAUAAUCAUUGUUUGCAGUUUGUUCCUGAGGCCUCUCAGCUUCUCAGGAGAAAAAAUCCUACGGAAAGGAUUUUUCAGAAAAUAUGUCUGUGACAGGUUGCUGGGAUCAGCCCUGUGCACCUUGUCCUCUGCCACAGCUGCUGCCCAUUCCCUUCCCAAUCCUCUGAGACACAGCUCCAGAAUGUGGUUCUGAAAAGCAGCAAAUGUAGCUAUGGGACAUAACUGAAAAGUGUGGAGAUUCUCAAGUGUCAGAAAAGCAGCAACAGCCACACAGAAUGGAGCCCAGGGGAGCAGUGUGAAGCAGUGGUGAAAAAGAGUGGAGCCAAGUUCAGUGUAGCAGUCUGAAGAGGCAGCAUGUUGCAGUGUGGAUGAUGUAACUUUUAGGGGUUUUUCCCAUCAUUGUUUUUUGUUGUCUCAAGCUCAGGGAUGGGGAGAGCCAAGUGCAGGGAGUGCCUGCCAUCUUGUCUUUGUCCCAGGGGGCCACAUGGACACAAGUGAUACCUGUGACUUAAGGGGAGCAUCUGCCUUCUUGUCUUUGUCCCAGUGGCUACACAGAACUAAGUAGAGGUGAUUAACACCUUCUGUGUGUAAAGCACCUUUUUUUUUUUUUAACAUGCUUUUGUUAUUAAUAUUGCUGCUGUUACUGUGGAUUUCUUAUUUCAUUGCUGUUUGGUUUCAGUAAAUUAUCUCAACCCAUAGUCUCUGCCUUUGUCCCUCUCUUAUCAAAGGGGGUAGGGGUGUGGAGAGGUGGCUACGUGACAAAGGCCACGUAGACAUGCUCUGGUUAGCUGACCAAGAAUUGGAAAAGUACCGGACCCAGCUAAUCUGAGCCCCUGCACCAGCAAGGACACGGUGGCCUUGAGCAUAGCUGUAGUAUGAUAACAAGAUGAUGAGAAAAGACAUGAGAAAAAGGAGAUGUAAGUCAUAAGGAAUGAGGAAGUAAGGAGGGGAACUGAUAUCUAUAGUAUAACCAAUAGAUUGCUUAGCUUACAGAAUAUGCAUGAGCUUAUUACUUGUUGUGCAUAAAUGUCUGAUGCUCUUAUCAAUAAAUGAAGCUUGCUGAUUCUCAUAUUGAGCAUCCCGAGCCUCCCUCACUGCGACAUAGGGGGAAGGGGAGUGCCUUAUUUGGAGUAUAGUUUCAAGCUGGUGUUAAACCACCAUGUUCAAUUGGUGCCCAACAUGAGGCAUGAUACAGUUGAGAUAACAUCUUUCAUCUAUGCCUUUGUGUAUUAGCUACAAAACCCCACUUACAAGGCUGCUUGGUCUGUCCACAUGGUUGUGGUACCUAACCCUGUAUAUACUCCUGUAUAUGCAUUAUGUGUCCACAGCAGUGCUCUUUUUCAGAGCAAGGAGAGAGAUCAGGGUUGCUUUGUUGUUGUACUGUGUGAUAUCAGUUUAUGAUGUGAUAACAUCAAGGAUAAUGGGGGUCAUUUGGGAUGAGUAUUCAGUGUUGCUCUUCUGUCCUGGCUUUGGUUACUACCUCUGAGAAUUCAUUAAUAAUAGUACCCAGCCUGUGGUGGGAACAGGAGAGGAUGAUUUUCCCCAGCCUUUCACCUCCUUCUCUUCUUUCAGGCCUGGUACAACAACUUUUGAGGAUUCUGAAUUCCCUUUAGGUGUUAAGGAAAGUAUGUUCUUGUUACUAAGUCUUCCAGGUCUCCUAAGUGUGGUCCACACCAUGUUUAGAGUCAGGACAGAGAUUUCUAGGGAAGUUGUCCCAAGAUCUGCCCCAGGGGAUGGAUAGUCAUGAGUUGCAUAGAAUGUGGGAGAAAAUGGGCCAGCUUUUGAUGGAGUAUUCUGCUCCAAUGGUUUGGAAGUUUACCCCUGAAAAACUAUAGGACCCUGAUAAAAUGGCAGAAUAUUUGAUUAAAAAAUACUAUGGCCAUUCCAGAGAAGCACAAAGUUAUGCAACAUGCUGGGCCCUGGCUACUGUUUAUCAGACACUGCUCAAUACUAGACAGCACCCUCAGGGGAAGGAGGAAGAGGAAAACAGAUCAACAGGCACUCAAACUCUGCAGCUGAACCAGAGAAACAACCCGUGCUGGUAGCAGUCACCCCUAUACAGAAGAAAAAAUCCAAGACCAAAUCAGUUUGCAUAGUGAGGGAUGAAGAGGAAGCAGGGCUCUCACAACUAAUGGAAGAGGCAGGGCCAGAGAUAAUCACCUGAUCCCUGUUCCUGGGUAAGCUGCGAGAUAUGUGAAAAUAUUUCAGCCACCAGUAGGGUGAGCCCCUGGUGACCUGGCUGCUCUGAUACUGGGGAAGCACAACCCACAGUUGAAACUGGAUGGUGGUGAAGCCAAGCAACUUGGGUACCUGUCCUGGGACGUGGCCAUUGACAAGGGGAUUAGGAAAAGGGCAGAAAUCCUCAGCCUCUGCAGGUGAUUCCUAUCAAGCGUGAAAGAAAGGUAUCUUUGCAAAGUUGAUCUAUCAGUGCACCAAGACAAGUGGAACACCAUGGAGAAAGGUAUUGAGUACCUGUUCUAGGGUGACGUUAUGAUGCUUGUAUCCCCAUUCGUGUGUUCUGUUUAUGCUGGAUAUUAUGUUCUGUGCCUUCAAGACUGUCUCGGAAGAGUGAAAGUUUUGUUUCAGUUUCUUAUCAGCCACUCCCCCACGGCUGGCGGGACACGGAGAUGGGACAGCACAUUGUGCUGCUUUUGCUUUUUGCCUGGCUUUUCGCUUUGCUCUUGCUCUGCUUCUGCUUUGCUUCUGCUUGCUCUUGCUUUUUGCCUCUUCUCAUUAGUUAGUUUAGCUAAAUAGUCCAAAUUUUUCCUGGACUGUUUCUCCUUUCCUUUUUGGACCUACUCGAACCUGCUCCAGACUGGGGCCUGGGAAACACCGAGAGUUUGCACCUGGUGGCCUGCAGCAGCUACCCCAGCGCCGGAGGGACUGAUAACAGAGCCACCACCCUCAGGAAAGACUUUCUGAAUUUGUCAUCUUUUUUCAGAGUGGUGAAAGAGUGGUGUCAUCUGGUAUUGUUCAUUUUGUGUGCUGGGGGGUGCUGUGCCUGUUAAAUAAACAGGUUCUUUCCA